CUAGAAAAGCGGCGGUCCCGGCUCCAGCGGCAGUAGCAGCGGCGCCGGCUCCGGUGUGCAGGUCUUCCCAGCGGUGCGGUUUCUCGAACGGCGGCUGCUCUCUCUCCCUCCCCAACCCCCAGCAUUAGGACGAGUCCGGUGCGUGCGCGUCCGCGAAGGUCUUUCUCGUCUCGCUCGGCUGCGGGGAAUCGGGCUGAAGCGACUGAGUCCGCGAUGGAGAAAACUUUAGAAACUGUUCCUUUGGAGAGGAAAAAGAGAGAAAAGGAACAGUUCCGUAAACUCUUUAUUGGUGGCUUAAGCUUUGAAACCACAGAAGAAAGUUUGAGAAACUACUACGAGCAAUGGGGGAAGCUCACAGACUGUGUGGUUAUGAGAGAUCCUGCAAGCAAAAGAUCAAGAGGAUUUGGUUUUGUAACUUUCUCGUCCAUGGCUGAGGUUGAUGCUGCCAUGGCUGCAAGGCCUCAUUCCAUUGAUGGCAGGGUAGUUGAACCAAAACGUGCUGUAGCAAGAGAGGAGUCUGGAAAACCAGGAGCCCAUGUGACUGUAAAGAAGCUGUUUGUUGGUGGAAUUAAAGAAGAUACUGAGGAACACCACCUUAGAGAUUACUUUGAAGAAUAUGGGAAAAUUGAUACUAUUGAAAUUAUUACUGAUAGGCAGUCUGGAAAGAAAAGAGGCUUUGGAUUUGUUACUUUUGACGACCAUGAUCCUGUGGAUAAAAUUGUAUUGCAAAAAUAUCACACCAUCAAUGGCCAUAAUGCAGAAGUUAGAAAGGCAUUGUCUAGACAAGAAAUGCAAGAAGUCCAAAGUUCCAGGAGUGGAAGAGGAGGAAACUUCGGAUUUGGAGAUUCUCGUGGUGGCGGUGGCAAUUUUGGACCAGGACCAGGAAGCAACUUUAGGGGGGGAUCUGAUGGAUAUGGAAGUGGACGAGGAUUUGGAGAUGGCUAUAAUGGGUAUGGAGGAGGACCUGGAGGUGGCAAUUUUGGAGGUAGCCCUGGUUAUGGAGGAGGAAGAGGAGGAUAUGGUGGUGGAGGACCUGGAUAUGGCAACCAGGGUGGGGGCUACGGAGGUGGUUAUGACAACUAUGGAGGAGGAAAUUAUGGAAGUGGAAAUUACAAUGAUUUUGGAAAUUAUAACCAGCAACCUUCUAACUAUGGCCCAAUGAAGAGUGGAAACUUUGGUGGUAGCAGGAACAUGGGAGGACCAUAUGGUGGAGGAAACUAUGGUCCUGGAGGAAGUGGAGGAAGUGGGGGCUAUGGUGGGAGGAGCCGAUACUGAGCUUCUUCUUACCAUGGGCUUCACUGUAUAAAUAGGAGAGGAUGAGAGCCCAGAGGUAACAGAACAGCUUCAGGUUAUCGAAAUAACAAUGUUAAGGAAACUCUUAUCUCAGUCAUGCAUAAAUAUGCAGUGAUAUGGCAGAAGACACCAGAGCAGAUGCAGAGAGCCAUUUUGUGAAUGGAUUGGAUUAUUUAAUAACAUUACCUUACUGUGGAGGAAGGAUUGUAAAAAAUGCCUUUGAGACAGUUUCUUAGCUUUUUAAUUGUUGUUUCUUUCUAGUGGUCUUUGUAAGAGUGUAGAAGCAUUCCUUCUUUGAUAAUGUUAAAUUUGUAAGUUUCAGGUGACAUGUGAAACCUUUUUUAAGAUUUUUCUCAAAAGUUUUGAAAAGCUAUUAGCCAGGAUCAUGGUGUAAUAAGACAUAACGUUUUUCCUUUUAAAAAUUUAAGUGCGUGUGUAGAGUUAAGAAGCUGUUGUACAUUUAUGAUUUAAUAAAAUAAUUCUAAAGGAAA
Molecule: messenger RNA, 1784 nt
Organism: Arvicola amphibius (Eurasian water vole)
Lineage: Eukaryota; Metazoa; Chordata; Mammalia; Rodentia; Cricetidae
Gene: Hnrnpa2b1
Product: heterogeneous nuclear ribonucleoprotein A2/B1
Exons: 12
Coding region: 214-1275 (353 amino acids)
Molecular function (GO): RNA binding
Source: RefSeq, a predicted model, not a curated record